AAUGAGUCAGGAGAUGCCAGCGAGUCAGCGUAUCUCACGUCACAGUCAUUAUGUUCACGAGGACGUAAAAGAGGAAGACAUUAAAAUGCCCACCCAACUUCCUCCAGAAGUUCAGAGGAAAACUUUACAAGAGAGGAUAAAGGAGUUACAAGAGUUGGUGAGUCAAGAACAGAGUGUGAUUAUGCAAACGAGUAAUGCUCUCAACAAAUGUUGUUCCGGUGAUUCACAGUUUGCCGGUUCAGCCGAGCAGGUGGAAUGUAACCGAUUAUUGUUGGUGUCCUGCCAGAGACGGCAGGCAUACCUGACGGAGAUGCAAAGAUUGAAGGAGACAAAACAGUUGGAGCCGCCCAGUCAGCAGGGACCGAAGGGCUCUCUAACUAUCAGUGAUAUCAGACUGCCUUUAAAGAAAGAUUUUGUUACCAAAAUAGGAACAUCGUCAGAUAAUACAGUACACUAUUUCAUGCUGUUGAUACGAAAUGGACCACAAGUUAUAACAACCCAGAUGUUGUCUACACACGACCCAAUGAUGCGAGGAAGUCUCGACUUUCCAAACUUGAUCAAAAUACACGGAAUUUCUUCUAACUUUAACAUCAACCUGGAAAUCUACAGUAUGUAUUGCUUGUCAUGCUUUCAGUCUGUGUCCAGAGAACAUCAUAAAGAUAAGAAGAAGAAGACACCCAAGAAAACCAAACAUAUGUCACAUGUUGCAAUGGAGAGCCCUGGCGGUCCUACAGCCGUGAGAACGACCAGUUUUACCCUGAUCACGUCACUUCCUAUCACAAUGAAAUCUCUCGACAAAAGCAGCUUUUCACUGGAGAGGAUACCUUUCCUUUCACCACUUCACGGUAUGAUCUACAUGCGACUCAAGUGUAUGAUGGAACAGAAUGUGGAGGAGCGGGGAUUCCUCACCAUGUUUGAGGAUGUGUCCGGUCUCGGAGCGUGGCAUAGACGAUGGAUUGUACUCGCUGGAAACAAACUCUGCUUCUGGAAAUAUCCCGAUGAUGAACAGAGAAAGGAUCCUAUGGGCAUUAUAGAUUUGAAGAGGGUAAUUACGGAGAAAAUUGGUUUGAUACCACGAGAUAUCUGUGCAAGACCUCACACAUUUGAACUUGUGUCGGUACGUCCACCAAGACGAGGGGAACAAGAUACACUUGUCACCAAAACCUAUAACACUAUGACAACUACAAGGUUCAUGUUGUCCGCCGAUACAAAAGAAGAGAGGAUAGUAUGGUGCAAUAAGGUCAACCGUGCCCUCGCCAAUCUCCGCACGUGGCACGCAGACGCAAUGAGGCCGAUCAAGGCACCCAAAUAAACACUACUGUGCUUUCAUCAUAUAUAGACUAUGCUUAAAUAUAGACUCUUGUAGCCAAGACAAUGUUGAUGUACUGUUACAAAUAGAUGUAUGCCAGGAUAACAUUUGUAUUGUAUUGAAACUCAGAAAGAGAUCUUUAAAAUGCGAAAGCAACGUUCAAUAAUAAGCUUAACUUAGAAGACCAACAAAAUUUAUUAUCUAAAAACCCUAAUAAAAGUGGGUAAUUAUAUUGUGAGCAUAGGAGUUGAUGCAUUUGUACUAGAAUUUAAUAAGUUUGCUUUAAGAGAAUUUUUUGUGUGCGAUUUAUACAUAAUAGAUCUUUAAGAUUUGAUGAAAGUAUGAGUUAAACAAUUCCUUCGCCAUAUGAUACUGUAUACUUAAAAUGCCAAACAUCUUCAUUUCUAUAUCGAAUAAGUAGAAAAAGUGUGCCAAAUAACUCACAUUUGUGACUUGGUAAAACUUGUUGAUGCCAUAUUAAGAAGUCAAACUGUACAGUUUUUGUAAUGGUGUGUCAGUUGUCUGUCGAUUGUGGAGAAUAAUACUGGCUGUGUAUGUGAUAUUAUUUUUUAAACGUUAUACAUUAACACAUUGUGUAAGUUAUAUACUAGGUGAUGUUAAAUUAUUAACUUGUAUUUUUUAUAAUAUGUCGUGCAAUCGUGCUUUGAAAAUAAGGGAAAUAUUUACAGUAAUAAUUAUUUUUGGUUUGGGGGUUUUCUAUCAACAUGUUUAGUACAUUAACCAAUAAUUAUCCAUAUUAUAAUUAUCCAAAUUGUAUUCUAAAAAUCUGGUAAAUGGGUGAUCCCUCUGAAUGUCUGUAUCUCGGGGCUUGUAUUCUAAAAUUGAAUUGUAUAUGUUCACAAUAUACUUUUGAACUUUGUAGAAAUAUAUGUAUUAUAAUAUAGCACAAAUUGAACAGAAAUCAAAAUGUAUCAUUGAGUAGCUAUUGAAUUUUUGUAGAAAUUCUGAAUACAUGUAUUUCUUUCUUGUGAUAGCCGUUGUAUAUAUAUACAAGUAUUUUUUAUCUAUUGUUUUUUUGUUUUCUUUUUGAAGAUGUAGAAAAUUCUUAAUGUAGAUAGAUAUAGUCAUGCACAAGUAGUUAAAAACAAGGAUAGAUUUUGUCUUUGGGUACUCAGUGGCUGAGUGGUUAAGUUUGAAUCUGUAAUCCUUCACUGCCUUGAGUUUGAAUCCUGCACAGGAUUUUUGAA
Molecule: messenger RNA, 2517 nt
Organism: Ruditapes philippinarum (Manila clam)
Lineage: Eukaryota; Metazoa; Mollusca; Bivalvia; Venerida; Veneridae
Product: anillin-like
Biological process (GO): actomyosin contractile ring assembly; septin ring organization; mitotic cytokinesis
Cellular component (GO): actomyosin contractile ring
Source: RefSeq, a predicted model, not a curated record